GCACUCCCAACAUUGCCACCCGAGCAAUGGCGUCGCGCGCCUGCCUGCUGCUCGCCCUCGCCGCCGUCGCCGGCGCCCGCGACUGUAUCGAACUCACGUUCCCCGACAAAACCAUCACCGACUCCAUCAUCAACAGCACCAUCAUCAAAGUAAAAAGCCAAAACAGUGAACUGCCCAAAGUAAACGUGGUGCGGCUAUGGGACGAGUUCCCGAAACUCGUCGUCCCGAGGAACGGGACGAGCGAGCAGUGCCGACGGGAGAGCCAGCAAUUCCUGGAUAGCCUGGACAACCUGGAGCUAUGGGCGCUGAAAAUGUUCGACGCGACAGCCAAGCCUCCCUCUGGCGUGCUAAGCGGCAACGGCAACCAGUACGGCGACUUCGACGAAUGCCUCAGCAUAGAUGGAGCGGUCAGGGGGAAGUACUGCCUCGCCUCGCUGCAGAUCAGCUUCGAUGGACACGAUGGCUACAAGGAAAUCGACAACCUGGUUCAUAGCGGACAUUACAUUAGGAGCAACGUUACUGAUAUGGGACACCGCGUCCCAAGGUACUCCAGCCUUCUCUGGGGAGUGUGUAUGCCCAGCUCUUGCAGCAGCUUUGACCUGGAGGAGGAACUGUCAGCUCGGCUCUCAGGGCUCGACAUCUCCGUGAAGGUCCACCACACCAUGUGCUCUGUCAAGAACUCCAAACGACCCUACUCUUUUGCCAAGGCUCUUUCUAUAACUUUUUUCCUCGCACUACUUCUUCUGCUACUUCUGGGCACACUCCUCGAUGAUGGAAAAGACGGCGUGAAGAAUUUCGAAAAACUACUCAAUGCGUUUUCUCUAAAACGCAACUUGAAGAAGGUGUUCGAUCUCUCAGACGCGCCGACCAGAGUGAAAGGCGUCGAUGCAUUCAGGGGCAUCAAUGCAUUUGCCCUGAUCAUCGCCCACAAAUCUAUGGCAAUGGCACACAGCCCUUACGUAAACAAGACCAGCUACUCAGCAGUUUUCGGUAUGCCAUGGGCAGUGGUAGGCCGGUCUGCUAUCCUGUACACAGACAGUUUUCUGUACCUCAGCGGAUUCUUAAACGCUCACAACCUUCUGCAGGACCUAGACAAGAAAGGGACCAUUGACGUGAAGAGCAGACUCUUAGCUAGAUGGUUCAGGUUGUUCCCCCUAUUCCUAAGCCUGAUGCUGUUCUGUACGUACAUCCUGCCAGACGUGAACAGCGGGCCGCAGUGGAACCUCGUGGUGGAGGAGCACAGCAGGGUCUGCCAGAAGACCAUGUGGAGGAGCUUCCUCUUCAUCCACAACUACUUCGGCUUUGAGGAGAUGUGUCUGACCCAUACGCACCAGAUCGGCAUGGACAUGCAGCUUUAUAUCGCCACUCUGCCGCUGAUGCUGGUACUCUCUCGCUCCAAGAGGCUGGGGUUGGCUCUAAUAGUCUUCGCAGCAGUCGCCUCCACCAUCCUCAGAUACCUAGCCAUCCACUGGUACGAGAUCAGCAUGUUCGUCUACUACGGGAUCUCAGUGCAGAAAUUAUUGGACGCGGCCAAAUACUCGUACAUUCUGCCGACUCACCGCGCGACCAUUUACUUGAUCGGCGUGCUGAUGGCGUACUUCAUGAGGACCAAGAAACUCAACUUCACUCUAUCCAACACCCAAGUGAGACUGCUCUGGACGACCUGCAUCGCACUAGCUGCGUUCACGAUCGCAAGUCCUUACAAGAUGGGGCUGGAAGGAUACAAGUACAGUCCUGGACCUGCAGCGGUCUUCGCUGCCUUCUCGCCCAUACUGUGGGGAGUCUUCAUGUGCCUCGCUCAUUGGGCCAUCAGCAAUGACUACGCUGGCAUCGGAACAGCAUUCAUAGAGUCGCGAGUGUUCAAGUUCUUCAACAAGAUCGCGUACGGGGUGUACCUGACGCAGUUCCCGAUCUUCUUCUACAACGUCGGCAUCCAGAGGACCGCGGAGUACUACUCGCCUUUCCUUCUUCUGUACCUCCCAGAAAUGCUGACCAUUCUAGUGAUGUCAAUCUUCACCACCGUCGCCAUAGAGAUGCCCUUCAACAAAGUUUAUAGGAUAUAUUUUGGAAAGUCAGCAACAAAGUUAAAAGAAAAAUAAGUUAAGUUAGUCAUACCAAAAGAAAUACAAGACUUGUAAAUAGUUAGUGUAAGUCAACAUCACGUAUUCGCGUAUUCAGUUAUUAGAUAUAAAUACUUGAUGAUGAACGUUAGUAUAGAAUUCGAAUUAAGUUA
Molecule: messenger RNA, 2233 nt
Organism: Ostrinia furnacalis (Asian corn borer)
Lineage: Eukaryota; Metazoa; Arthropoda; Insecta; Lepidoptera; Crambidae
Gene: drd
Product: drop dead
Exons: 12
Coding region: 27-2099 (690 amino acids)
Molecular function (GO): acyltransferase activity, transferring groups other than amino-acyl groups
Source: RefSeq, a predicted model, not a curated record